AUGGCUGAUCAACCAGCCAGACCGAAAGAAGACAAGCAGACGUCGCCCCUGAGAUCAAAGAUCGUACGCUCCCAGAAGAUCUCCGCCGCCGCCCCAGGCCCCUCUCCCUCCCCGUCUCCCUCCUCGGAGCGCGCAGAUGUGCCGACCCCUCUCCCAAAGUACGACAGCUAUCAAGACUCGACCGCCGCCCCGGACCGUGCCCCUCCUGUGCCGCGCAGCCAUACGCCAGGCCACCUCUCCUCCAAGAGCCAGGUGUCCAGACGCAAGCCCUCCACGUCCGAGCUCUCAAUAAGGCAGCGCGCCCAGUCUGCUGCAGCCGUGUCCUCUGCUUCGACCCCGAACGCCUCCUCCAGCGGCCCGCCCCCCGUCAGUAUAAGGAACGCCGCGGCAGCCUCAUCCUCAAGCGUGAACAAACCGAGGGAGAAUGGCGAGCAGAGGGGGGACGGCAGGCCAGAGUCAAGAGACGAUGCAUCCGCCGGUGGGGCCCGCCCACCAGCCCUACGAUCUACGUCAGCCAUAGCAAGCAAGGCGGGACCGUCCGCCCCCUCGACGGACUCACGCUCGACCACCAACGGCACCACCCGGUCAUCCACCACCCACCGCGCCUCAGCGACAUCCACCCCGAAGCACUCGGCCGGCGGCACAUACAAGCCAUUCCCAGCCCUCGCCUCCCCUACAACCUCCACCCACGUCGCCCCGGCCCCGAGCUCCGGCAUGUACUGGUCACGAGCCCCCGUCUCAGGCCGCCCACACCCGGCCCUGAGGGCCCACACAACAACAAUCAUCGGCAGCAACAUCUACGUCUUCGGCGGCUGCGACAGCCGCGCCUGCUUCAACGACCUCUACGUCCUCGAUGCUGACGCUUUCCAUUGGUCACAACCAUACGUGUCAGGCGACAUCCCCGUCCCGCUGCGGGCCAUGACCUGCACCGCCGUGGGCAAGAAGCUGGUCAUCUUCGGCGGGGGUGACGGGCCUGCGUACUACAACGAAGUGUACGUGCUCGACACGGUGAACUUCAGGUGGACCAAGCCGCGCAUUCUGGGAGACCGGAUCCCUUCUAAGAGACGGGCGCACACGGCAUGUCUGUACAAGAACGGCAUCUACGUGUUCGGCGGCGGGGACGGCGUGCGGGCACUGAACGACAUCUGGAGGCUGGACGUGAGCGAUCUGUCCAAGAUGAGCUGGAAGCUGGUCUCGAGCCCCACCGACGAGGUCAGCAGCAAGACCAGGUCGCCCGGCGGGAGCAUCACCCCCGGCAAGGAGUCCAAGCCCAAGGCCCGUGGCUACCACACCGCCAACAUCGUCGACGGCAAGCUGAUCAUCUUUGGCGGCUCCGACGGCGGCGAGUGCUUCAACGACGUGUGGGUGUACGACAUCGAGACCCACGCGUGGAAAUCUGCGCCCGUGAGCGGGACGUUUAGGCGGCUCUCGCACACCGCGACCAUCGUAGGGUCCUACCUGUUCGUGAUCGGCGGUCACGACGGCAACGAGUACUCCAACGACGUCCUGCUGCUCAACCUGGUGCAGAUGACGUGGGACAAGCGCAAGGUCUACGGGCUGCCGCCCAGCGGGAGGGGCUACCACGGGACCGUGCUGCAUGACUCCCGGCUGUUGACAAUCGGGGGCUUCGACGGCGGCGAGGUGUUUGGUGACGUGUGGAUCUUGGAGAUGGCAGUGCAUGCGUAUUACUCGCAAAUCAGCCACUUCCAAAUCGAGCUGUAG
Molecule: messenger RNA, 1722 nt
Organism: Diaporthe amygdali
Lineage: Eukaryota; Fungi; Ascomycota; Sordariomycetes; Diaporthales; Diaporthaceae
Exons: 1
Coding region: 1-1722 (573 amino acids)
Molecular function (GO): protein binding
Source: RefSeq, a predicted model, not a curated record